UUUGGUAAAGAUCGUUUGUUGAGAUGGAAGAUUCCUGUCUCCUAUUCCUGCUCGUUAUUACAUCCUUGAUGUGUGUGAACCAAGGUAAGAAUGCAUCAGCAAACCUAUCUAGAUAGUAAAUUGACUAGUAUGCUUAAGAAUUCUACCUCGGGACAACCGCAUUAAAUCCAUUACAAGACUUUAUGGCCUCGAGGGUUUGUGCGAGAUCAAUUUCGUAGACUGAACGUCUAUGGCGAAUGAAUUUUGGAGCACUAAUCUUGGAACAGAAGUUAUCCACGUCUACAUCCUCAGCUAGAGGUAGAUAGGGCAUACUGUCAAGAAAGUUAAAUUUUCAUCGCUCCUUGACGAUGCUCCUAGUAAACAAGAAAUUGCCCUCUAGCUAUCAGGGUGUGAAUGAAUGUUAACCGCAGACAGUCUUACGUGAGAGAAAUAAACGAAAUAUACGCAGCUUAACAUACAAUGAUACUAGAAAAUAUUGGCCCCUCUUCUGAUACACAAUCAUAUGCAUAUUUUGACAAGGGAAAUGGGUUUGUUGACCAAAAAUUGAACUAUGUCAUGAUUGGAUCACAUCAAAUUUAUAAACGUGCAAUUUUGGCUGCUUAUGUUUAUCUGGUUCUGCGACAGAGGUGAUGUAUUUUUAGAUCAAAGCUGUAUAUAAGCUGUUUUUCUCUGAGAAAUGUGUAGAGAAUUCACUCAGUGGCACAGGUGUUGCCCGUGUUACAUUGAGAGAGUCCUUCAACCUCCAAACUAGGGUUAAUUACACUGAUGAUCACUUAAUAUUUAACUCCUUCCCCCCCCUGUAAUUUUACCCAAUGAAACACUCUUGGCUCUUUUUAUUCUAUUUCCAGGUUCUUGUGAGGGUGGAAAAGGUGUAACAUGUGAAUCAUACCACCCAGAAGAGGGCAUUUUGAAUGGAAAUGAAACCUGUGAUACUGCAGAGUAUUCCUGCUUCGUUCUGUGGAAAGACGAUGUCAAUGAAAGAAAUGAAACAUUUUACAUAGUUUUGAAGAAAGGGUGUUUUCAAGUGUCUGUUAAUGAGGCUUUUAGAGACUGUAAAGAUGAUUGUAUUCAAAAUCCAAAUUAUGAUGCCUUCAGAAGUCAUAAUGUCUCUGGGUUUUGUUGCUGCAACAUCCACAUGUGUAACAGGAAUUUCACUCCUGUUUAUUAUACCGAGUCAACAACAACAACGGCAACAACAGACAUGUCAACAGGUGAGCAAAUACACAUGUACUAGUACUACAGAGUUGACAAUUUAAAUUGGCCAACAGAAAGACCUGUUAAAGCUGAUGUAUUGUUGUGAUGAAUGACUAGCGCUCUUCAUGGAAGUCAAUUCACAUUGUUUACUCAUGUCAUAAAAAAAAAACUAAAUUACCUGAUGCAGCACCACAGUUUCUUUGGAAACUUAUCCCCUUUAUUCAUUUAUACUACAGAAUGUAGUAAGAAUUUGACUUUGAUUUAAAGCAAGUACGAGUACAUUCACCAUUGUAACCAUUACACCUUAAAGAAUUACUGGACAGCAUUUCUUCCCAUAUACAGGAGAGAAAUGGGUGUGGAUUGUGAUGCAAAAAAUCAAAUUUUAACAUUUUAUUUACUUCCUUGGUUUACAGCUUCUGCUGGGGAUAGAUCAGACAGGGUUGCCAUUGUGGUGGCAUGUGUUAUGUUUGUUGUUCUGGCUGUAUGCAUGACAGUGGGUGUUAUCUACGCGUACAAGUCUAAAUGCUUUAAAAGUAAAUAUGCUGCAGCUGACCCCGAAGAGAAGGAACCUCCUGGACCUGAACUUGACAUCAGUGGUUUGCACUUUGAACAAAUGGUUGGACAAGGGCGCUAUGGGUCGGUGUGGAGAUGUUACCUUAAAGGGGAAGUAGUGGCUGUCAAAGUAUUUCCGCCAGGGCACAGGGGCACAUGGGAGUCUGAACGGGAGGUGUAUGAAGGACAGUUAUCACAUCCAAGUAUCUUAAGGGUAUGUUUGCAUCAAUAGACUUUUCUGUAUUAAAAGGCAGCACAAUUCAGGCAACAUGUCGGAGUGAAGGGUGCCUGUGACAAGCAGUUCUGUUUGUACUUGUUUCAAAUAAAGUUGCUGCAGCAUGUUCAGGGUGUCUAUUUAUAUACAAGAUUGUGAAUGAUGCGAGUAAAUUAACAGGGGAAUAUUCAGUUGAAUAAUUCUGUAUAGCAGCAGGAGGAAAAAUCUAAUACUGUGAUCUAAUAUUACUUAACUUAAGGGUUCCCUGCUAAACAGUUUAAAAAAUAUGCGCAAAUUUGAUGACAUUUUCAAAUUCAUUGAUUAUUUUUUUUACCCUCUGUAAUCUUCAGUUUAAUCUUUUGAGUAGUCCAGAAAAUUCCACCUGAGGCUACUAGAUGGCAUUUUAUUCCCUAAGUUAAUUUCAUACUAUGGACAAGUGUGUAUAUAUUUUUUUUAUUGCAGUUCUAUUUUGCAACUCAAAGGCAGCAAAGUUAUGGACCAGAAUAUUUGCUUGUGACUGAAUACCACAGUAAAGGUUCCCUGUUGCAGUAUCUAAAGUGUAACACUGUGACCUGGCAAGAAAUGUGCAGUCUUGGCCAUUCACUGUCAUCUGGGCUGGCUUACUUACACAAUGAUGGUAAAUCAAGAGCUUUAAUCCUUUCACUAAGACACAAUUUUUUGUUACAUAAUCAAGCAGACAUGUGAUGGAAAUAGAGAAAAAUAUCAACAAGGGGAUUUUUAGUUGAUUCAAUACCAAAUUCUGCAAAAUAACAUCUUAAGAAUAGUACACAAUGAGAGGAAUUAGUAAAAAGAUUUUUUGAGUGAAAGGCUCAAUAUGUCCUCUUUAUGUAUUUUAGUAACCUCAAAUUUACUUUACUUUCAUUUAGUAAAGUAACGAUUCUCACAGGCUAACUACAAUUUUAGCAAUUGCAGAAAAGAACCCUAAAGAAAAUAUUUAGGCUUUGAUGGGAUUCACACCUGUGUCUCUCAGAGACUAGAGGGUUAAAAUUUUGGUCAUUUUUGGUUCUUUAGGUUCUUCUUUCCUGUGAAAGAAUCUGAUUUAUUUCACGCAAGAGUUGAAGUUGAUCAAAUAAAUUUCUUCUUUUGGUUUGUUCAAGCCCUAAGUUUUGUAUUUCAAUUGCGUAACCUGUAAUUUUUCCUCAAAAUCAUUGCAGCUGUAACUUGACCAGUUCUUGGCAUAUUUUUAUCACCUACUUAGAGUACACUUGUAGUUAAUUAGUUGAUAGAAUGAAAUUCUACCCCUGGUCUCUUUAGAGCUUUAAGUUUCUGGUUUCAUUUGUGGUAGGUCAAGUUUACUGUCUUUUUGUUUUCCAGGUUUGCUUCUCCCUCUCCUUAGAACCAUAUGUGAUGUCAUUUCCUUGAGACCCUUCUUACAGUAACCAAGCGUGUUUAUCAUGACAUUUUCACUAUAUUUUUUUUCAGAUAACAAUGAAGGUAAACCAUGUUUUGUUCACCGUGAUAUAAGCAGUAAGAACAUUCUGGUCAGUCCAAAUAUCACUUGUAUACUGUCGGACUUUGGUUUUGCCAUGAAAAUGCCAGAAAUUGGAGCUACUAAAGGAAGUGAUGACAUAAUCACAGAGGUAUGACUGAUAACUAAGAUAUGCAUAAUUUCAAACUUGAACAAUGCUGAAAAUGGUACGGACUGUCUUUUCAGUACAGAACCUCAUAACAUAUCAGUUCAAUGAAAGCUUUGAAAGCUCAGGUCACAGAUGCAGAGAGACCUUUCCUUAAUAUGCAUUCUCAUUAUAGGGUAAAUUAUUCAAGGUAAGUUUGCACAAUUCAAUCAAGUAAGGCAGGAUCAUCAACAGCCAUGUACUUUCCCCUUGUGAUGCUCAGACAUUUUCUAUUGUAGGUUGGAACACUUCGUUAUAUGGCUCCUGAAGUUUUAGAUGGAGCUGUUAACUUAAGGGAGUGUGAGGCAUCAUUGAAAGAAAUCGAUGUUUAUGCCAUGUCAAUUGUGCUCUGGGAAGUAGGAAUGAGAUGGUCUGACAUUUAUGGAAGUAAGUUUGGUACUGCUCUUCUGUCUGUUAAAGGAAAAGUAUGCUUCAGAAACUGUACAAUCAGCCAUUCCAAAGUGAAAUCAUGAUAUGAAGUUUGUUGUAUCUGGGAGUAGACACUCCUAGUCAAUUUGUGCUAUAGAAAUAAAGGCUCAACAGCUUUGCAAAUGAUUAUUGGUCUUGAAGGCAGACUUAAGCAAUAAUUUUUUGGAGUUUUCUUUUAGUUACUUAUUUGUUUGAAAUGUGUCCCUCUGAACAUUCAUCUUCUUUCCCCUCCAGAUGAGCCUGUGCCAGACUUCAGGCCACCAUUUGAAGCUGAGCUGGGCUCAUCCAUCACAAGUGAAGACAUCCAGGAUUAUGUUGCCAGGCAGAAGAAGAGGCCAGGGUUUCCAGAUGUGUGGAAACACAAUCAUCCAGUUAGUAAUUUUAAAUGCAGUUGUUAAUAUGGUCAGAUCACACGAGGGAGGGUACCCUUGAAAAACAAGGUUGUUGGUAAAGGGAACAAAAGUUGAACAAACUUAGAAGUAAUUAUCAGAAAUGGAGUAUGAAGUAACAAUCAUUUACCUUUGUUAAGAACUUCUGCCCAGGUAAGAAAAAAAUCAAUCUCUGUCUUCAACAACAGUCUUUUUUGGACUGCUCUCGUCUUGAUUAUCAGAUGAUGAGAGUUUUAUUUUUCCAUGUAUUUAAGUUUUCAAUGCAUUUGUUUAAGUGUAGACUUUUUGUGAGAAAUCUGCCAUUUACUUGAAAUUGCUUUUAUUUCCUUGGUGAAAUAUCCUGUGUCUUAAGAACUUUGAGAGGCACUGGAAGUUUUACUGUUACAUAUCUUGGAGACAAAAAAUGAAAAACAGACAAAAACAAACACUCACACAAAAGGACAAACAGGGAAAGAUUUGGCAAUUUAUUUGGUAACUCUUGAAUGGAACCUUUUAAUGCUUUAUGUCAAAUCCUUUAUCAACAAGGCAAGUUCAGUCAGGACGAUUGAAUUUGUCCCAUAUAAUGUUUUGCUAGUUAAUUGACUGUGAUGAAGAUAAGCAGCUUUAAGAGGAGAUAAGAAAAACAAAAUCAAUGCUUAAAUCUACUCUAACUUUAAAGGGUCUAAGAACAUUGAAAGAAACUAUAGAAGAUUGUUGGGAUCAAGAUGGAGAUGCCAGACUCUCUGCGCUGUGUGUGAAGGAACGUUUCUCAGAACUGUUAAAGGACUACCCAGAGGGUCUUGUUGUCUCAUCAAGUGGUAACCCUGUGCAGAAGAUUCUCCAAAACUACCCCACAUCACACUCACAGAGCUUGUCAAGUGUCAAUGGUCCUGUGUCUAAUGCCCCACCUAUUAUAGCCACUUAUCCAUGGGUGGAUAAAUCCUCAAGCAACAGUAUGACCAUGACUACUGUAUGAAUGUCAACUUUAAAUACUUUGGCAAAACACACUCUGUGUUUAUCAGUGAGAAUGUGUACUGGAAUUGGACUUCUCUAGAAAAGUUAGACCUAUCAUACAAUUGCUAUCAGUUCAUAGUUACAUUGGGAGCCUGGAUUUUGUUUAGGAAAGAAAAUCAACUCUAAUGGCUGCCAACAUUUAGUCUUUGUACCUGGGUAACCAUGAAUACAGAGUGACCAUAACGACAAAGAGUUUUCAGCCUAAACUUUACAACUAUAGUAUGCCAAUGGAAACCCUGGAUUAAGCAGGUGUUUAAAUAAGUUGGUCACUGGCAGUCCAUUGCCGUCUUCAAGACAGCUGUCUGUCUAUGCUUCAAGCAGGUUCUCAUGUUUGGAUUUUGUCUUAUGGCAUACCCACCUAUUACACAACUGCCAGCUGCUUAUGGAAAAGGUUAUUGAUACCACUGGAAAAAACAUUGAUUUGAAUUGGCUUGCUUUAUAUGUCUAUCCUGUUUUUCUUCAGUAGACAAUGCUGUCCUGAUUUGGGCUAGCCUAUUUGUUCAUAGAAGGUAUUAUCUUGAAGGUUUUGUCCUUGAUAGUGGUGACCAGAAGUGCCAAAAAAUUUAGACAAUGCUACAUUGUUAUAACUGUAGUCAAAAAACUGUUACUUUGAAUUUUGUAUGUGUCACAUGGUCAGUGUACUGAAGCCAUAAUAACAGUGUACAGCAAGGGGCAGCUGAAAGUUAACAUUAGAUAAUAAAUCUUUUGGAAGAGACAAGUACAUGUUUGUUUAAAUAGAAGAUUAAAGAUGAUGAUUUUGAGCUAAUUUGAAGAUAAGAGAAAGAUUUUCUUCACUUUUCUCAAAUGAGGGAGAACUUAAUACAUAACAUAACAAUUUUACUUGAAUACAGUAAGCUUGUUCAGGGAAUAAAACUUUUAUAUACAAAUGAGGAACACUUUGGUCUUAUUUCUCUAAAAACAAUGUCUUCACUGCAAAUAAAGGACAGUUCCUCUAGUGUUAAUGCAGUUCUCAGAAUCAGACCACAAAGGGGAAAGUGACUAGGCAUUUUUGCCAAGGAAGAGCAAGCCAGUGCAGAAGGCAAAUGCAUUUUUCCAUCAAGACAAUGAAGGAUAUUUUGGUUAUUUUCCUAUUUUACUCUUAUUCAUUUUAAGAAAUAUGAGGACAUUUAGUCAGGCAAGACCCUCAAUUCAACACAGCCUCUGAAUAAGUUCUGCACUAAGUCACAAAAAAAAUUAUGGUGUGGCAGUUAAUGGAGUAUGUACAGAAACAUUCAUGUGUAUAUUUAAUUUCAUCUUAAGAGCUAUGUGGGAUUUUGCUUUUAGAGCGAUUGUGGACAAUUUCUCUCUCUUCACAAAGUUUGUCCUCAAUAAACAUUGUUUGCCAUAAUGAACAGAUUCAUGAAAUAAAAUUCCAUUAAAAUGUUUGAUUGCACAUGACAUUCUCUGAUGUCUUGUCAAACACCUUUUGCAAUGUAUUUAUUUGCACUUCAAAUUUCAAAUUCAAAAGUAAUUAAAAGCUAUUAUAAGAUGCCACAUGUAUAUAGUAUACACUCGGCUACUGUGAUAGUUCAUUGUAAUCAUAUUUCAAUAUUGUCAACUAAUUUUGUAUUUUCUGCAGAAUUCCCUCGUUUUUUUGAAAGGAAAUAUGUAACUGCAAGUAGUGUUAGCACAAGGUGUGACCAAAUCCUUUUUUGGAGGAAAACAAGGCAAUCAAGUAUUUCUUGUUUCUGGUUUAUUGGUUAACUUGUGAUUCUCAUUACAAAAAGACUGUGGAACAUUUCUAGAAUGUUUAUUUAGCCAUUAAUGCCGUUAUAAUCUGGCUGUGGUUUUUUUUGUUUGUAGUAUUAAUUAAAGAAUGUUCUUCUUUUGGUAUUUUACUAUUUGCACAUCUUUGCUAAAGCACACCUUUCUUGAUCAAGGUAUUUCUUUUUAUUUGUUUAAUAGUUUUGCCCUUCCCAGUCAAAAUUCUUGUUCAUGUUAGCUUUUAUUAAAAAGAAAAAAAAAAAGGUUAAGUUUUCAUUACAUUUAUAUACCUGUUGUGAUCUUGAUUGCAGUAAAUCUUGGUUGUUUUGAGAGAUCUAAAGUCAUUGCCAGCACUGAGAGCAUUUAGAAGAGAUUCAGAUCUGUUAAUGGCUUAUUUUUAUGUGGAGAAUUGUAUAGGACUUGCAAAAAUUGUCCGUGUCAGUAAUAUAUUUAGAGUUUUUAAAUAAAAUAACUUUUUGGCUAGCAUUUGUAUAUUUUAUUCAAGACUCUUGCCUUGAGUGGGAUGGAUGCUGAUUCUUGG
Molecule: messenger RNA, 7650 nt
Organism: Pocillopora meandrina
Lineage: Eukaryota; Metazoa; Cnidaria; Anthozoa; Scleractinia; Pocilloporidae
Source: the annotation of a GenBank genome assembly